Effrenium voratum is the source of this 735-nucleotide messenger RNA. The record is from the annotation of a GenBank genome assembly. Lineage: Eukaryota; Dinophyceae; Suessiales; Symbiodiniaceae.
AUGGCGGCCAGCGUGACGGGUGACAGGCAGGCCACCCGGAGCCUCAGCGCAUUGGCGCAGAAGGCGCAGUGGCAGAAGGCACUGCGACUCUUCGAGUCCCUGCCGCGAUGGAACGUGAUCCACGCGAGCUCGCUGCUGACAGCCCUGGAGCGCGGAGAGAGGUGGCAGCGGGCUCUGCGCCUGCUGGAGGACAUCGAGGAGAGGCUCCAGCCCGACACCAUCUGCUUCAAUGCCGCCAUCAGCGCCUGCGCAAAGUCCCAGAAUUGGCGCUCUGCCCUGCAGCUCCUCCAGCACAUGGACGACGCGCAGGUGGCCCCCAGCCCAACGAGCUUCGGCGCCGCCAUCAUCGGUGCCACGAGCGGCGGCUGGGCUUUGGGCGUGGCGCUGCUGGCGGCCAUGGACCGGCGCCAAGUGCCCAGGAACACGGUGACCUACAGCGCGGCCAUCUCGGGCUGCGAGAAGGCGGCGAACUGGGCCGCCAUGUUGGUCCUCCUGGACGAGAUGCUGGGGGAGGAGCUGCGCCCCAACGUGGUGACCUGCAGCGCCUGCGUUGCCGCCUGCGAGAAGGCCCGGGAAUGGCAGCGGGCGCUGGAGAUGCUGCGGUCCACGGCCGCCCUGGAAGUGCGGGCCAACGUGGUGUGCUACAACUCCGCCGUCUCCGCCUGUGAGAAGGGCUCUCAGCUGCCACUGGCCCUGGAGCUGCUGCAGGCGCCGAAGUGUGGGGCUCGAGGCUGA